Molecule: messenger RNA, 1683 nt
Organism: Penicillium paradoxum
Lineage: Eukaryota; Fungi; Ascomycota; Eurotiomycetes; Eurotiales; Aspergillaceae
Gene: veA
Product: sexual development activator VeA
Exons: 2
Coding region: 1-1683 (560 amino acids)
Source: RefSeq, a predicted model, not a curated record
AUGGCGAAUCGACCACCUAUCAUGCCGCCUCACAAUGAGACCGAGCAUUCGAUCAGCCGGAUCACCCGCGAAGGGAAACAACUCACAUACAAGCUGAGUGUGAUGCAACAACCAGAGCGGGCAAGAGCAUGUGGUGCUGGAGCCAAGUCAUCUGCCGACCGUCGCCCUGUUGAUCCACCGCCUGUGGUAGAACUGCGCAUUUUCGAAUCCGAUCCUGCCAACGAUGCGCAAAAGACUGACAUCACCUUCGCCUAUAAUGCCAAUUUCUUCCUUUACGCAACGCUUGAUACCGCACGCCCUAUCGCUCACGGGCGGGUGGCUGGGCCUCCGUCGUGUCCUGUAUUAACAGGUGUACCAGUCGCCGGUGUCGCAUAUCUCGAUCGGCCCUCGCAAGCAGGCUAUUUCAUAUUUCCAGACCUGUCUGUACGCCAUGAGGGCCGGUACCGUUUGAGCUUUCAUUUGUACGAAGAAAUCAAGGACGCCAAAGAUGCCGAUAAGGAUUCAACUUUGCCUCUUCCCAACCAAAUUAAUCAUUCUGCCGCAUCCAAACCUGGCACACCACAAGCAUUCCUUCAUUUCCGUCUUGAGGUCAAGUCGGUACCGUUCACUGUUUACAGCGCUAAGAAGUUCCCUGGCCUAGCAACUAGCACUUCUUUGAGCCGUAUCAUUGCCGAGCAGGGUUGCCGUGUUCGCAUUCGUCGUGAUGUCCGUAUGAGGCGCCGGGGUGAGAAGCGGGACGAGGAUUAUGAAUUCGAUGGGGACCGCACAGCUGCAUAUACGAGACCAUCCGAUCGAUUUGGUACACCCGAUAGAUAUGCGGCUUCGAUGGAACGUCCUCGGUCAAACAGUAAUGGCAGCAAUAUGGAAUCGCCCUAUGGGUUUGUACCACCAGAUCGGCGACCAUCUGCCCCGGAUUAUGGCUUCCAGUGCCCACCGCAGCAGUAUCAAAGACCCAUGCCACCUGCACCGAUACCACACUCUCAAACACCUUCAUACCAAUCACAUCUUUCAUUUGGCUCCACUCCUUCGCAUUAUCCGGCUCCUCAUAUGCCGCCUACACCCCCACCGAUUGUACAGCAAGGCAUCUACUCUCCACAACACGUAUACUCUCAAAUACGACAUCCGUCCAAUGCCUCCGAAUACGAAGGAACACCUAUUGGGUAUCCCGUUCCUCAAAUCCCUGUCGACCGGGGUGGCUACCCCAAGUCUGGAAUGACAUCCUAUCGCAUGGAACCACCGAAAGCAACCCCAUACAUGGAUCCCCGCAUGAGUGACCCCGGUUUAUAUCCAACCAUGCCUCACGCUCCGAUUCAACGUUCUCAAACCCCGAACCUGAGCCAAUCCAUUCCGCCACUCAAAGCCAUGUCACACGAAUAUGCCAAUCAUAUCGUUCCUUCGGUGGAAUCCUCUUCGCCGGGCCCCAGUGGAUACGAUAACGUUCGAGGGAAGCGUAUGGUGUAUCAGACUGGGCCAGCGUACGGCAAACGGUCACAUGAAGAUUCUUUCGGUCUCGAUGAUCGUCCAAUGCAAAACGGCAUGCGGCCUGAUACCGAGGCUUAUCCGAGCGCGUAUCGCGAUUUCUCGGGUGAAAGUCGUGCAGCUCUAAUGGCUGAAAUGGGCAUUGAGAUGUCUUACAAGCGCGCCAAUGGCAAAAUGGUCAUGAAAGCUCCCCCGUCGAGCUAA